AUGCCGAAGAAGAAACCGGCGAAACUUUCCGGCGAUGACAUCGCCGCUCCGUUAUCAGCGCAAGUCGGAGAAUCGAUCGACACUUGGUGGUGGCUAUCACAUAAAGGAACCACCAUUUCUUUUCUCUGUAUCUCCCUAUUCGCUUUAUUGAUCCGAUCUGCUGUUUCGAUGUUCCCUUACUCCGGCGCCGGAACUCCACCCAGAUUCGGCGAUUUCGAAGCUCAGAGACAUUGGAUGGAGAUAACAACAAAUCUUCCUGCUAUCGAUUGGUACAGAAAUGGCACUUACAACGAUCUCACUUACUGGGGACUCGAUUAUCCUCCUUUAACUGCUUACCAGAGUUACAUCCAUGGAAUUUUCCUCCGAAUGUUCAAUCCUGAGUCUGUUUCUCUCCUCACCUCUCAUGGUCACGAGUCUUAUCUUGGAAAAUUACUGAUGAGAUGGACAGUUCUAUCGUCUGAUCUUCUCAUAUUCUUCCCGGCUGCUCUCUUUUUCGUGUUAGUGUACCAUAAGAAUCGAACUGGGAGCUCCAAGAGUGAAGUGGCAUGGCAUAUUGCUAUGAUUCUCUUAAACCCUUGUUUGAUUCUCAUUGAUCAUGGUCAUUUUCAGUACAACUGUAUCAGCUUGGGACUUACAAUGGGUGCUAUUGCUGCGGUACUCUGUGAGAGCGAGGUUCUCAUUUGUGUUUUGUUCAGUCUUGCUCUCAGCCAUAAACAGAUGAGUGCGUAUUUUGCUCCUGCCUUUUUCAGUCAUCUACUUGGUAAAUGCCUAAGACGUAAAAACCCAAUACUUUCUGUGCUAAAGCUUGGAAUUGCAGUCACAGUGACAUUUGUGAUUGUUUGGUGGCCAUAUUUGCAUUCUUUGGACGACUUCCUAAUGGUUCUCUCUCGCCUUGCUCCAUUUGAGAGGGGGAUAUACGAGGAUUACGUGGCAAAUUUCUGGUGCACCACUUCCAUACUCAUAAAAUGGAAAAAACUGUUCACAACACCAUCCCUCAAGUCUAUAAGCUUGGCUGCAACUAUAUUGGCUUCUCUUCCUUCAAUGGUUCAGCAAAUCAUAUCACCAAGCAAUGAAGGUUUCUUAUAUGGAUUGCUCAACAGUUCAUUGGCUUUCUACUUAUUUUCCUUCCAAGUGCAUGAGAAAUCAAUCCUGAUGCCUUUUCUCUCAGCAACACUAUUAGCUCUCAAAAUCCCUAACCAUUUCAACCAUUUAACCUAUUACGCUCUCUUCUCGAUGUUCCCUCUUCUUUGCCGUGACAAACUCUUGCUUCCUUACUUAACACUAUCUUUGCUCUUUGCCUUCAUCUAUCAUACAAAACAGAAAACUAAAGCUUCAUCGUCCUCCUUUACAAACUUCCCUGGUUAUGUUUCCUUACUAAGAACCCAUUUCUUCAUCUCCUUAGCUCUUCAUGCCGUUUACCUCACCAUACAACCUCCUCAAAAGUACCCUUUCAUAUUCGAAGCUUUGAUCAUGAUUCUCUGUUUCUCAUACUUUAUACUAUUUGCCCUUUACACCAACUAUACACAGUGGAUUUUGUCGAGCCAUUUCAGAUCCAAGGAUAAAGAAAAGAAACAAAUCUAA
This is a messenger RNA of Thlaspi arvense, 1581 nucleotides long. NCBI's taxonomy places the organism in Eukaryota, Viridiplantae, Streptophyta, Magnoliopsida, Brassicales, Brassicaceae. The record is from the annotation of a GenBank genome assembly.